AGUUGUUUACAGGUUCAAAGCAACACCGCGAGCACCUGACGAACUAGAUCUCCCUGCCCGGCCGCCAAAAUUAUACCUCGGCCUCUGGUGAGACCUAAUGGAAGAUGUCCCACCGCCUUUGGCGGCAAACAGCGAGUCUGCGACAGGAGAGGGCGUCGGUGCCCAUCAAGGGCGCACCCAGAAUGAUGGACGACCGCUAUUGUCGCAUGGCCAAAGUCCCGCAAAUGAUCCUGCCUUCCAAGCCCAGUAUCAGCAACUCUACGGCCCAUCUCCCAAUGUAUUCUCAGGCCAACUCGACAUGUCUCACCCCCAAGGGCCUGACCGUCAGGGACCUUACAACAUGACUGCGAUGGCCAGCGCACUUCCCCAGCCUGGAUACAGACCUAGCUAUAAUCCGGGACAGUUACAGCAACGAUUCAACGCCGGUCAAUCGUCUAAUAUGAUUCCUCCUAUACAACAAGUAGCGCAGUUCGCUGGCCCUCCGAAUAUGGCCCAACUAGGAGGUCAGCCCUACUAUGUUGCCCAACAUCCGCAGUUGGCGCCGUAUUACAAUGCCCAUUUAUCGUCGUCGCAGCAACAACACCAGACAUCCCAACAACCGAGCCUAUCCCCACGACAUAGCCUAAGCUACUAUUCGAACCCAGUUAUGAUGAAUCAGUCUCAACAUGCUCUUCCCGCUGGCUAUUAUUAUCCUACGUCGAACCAAUAUACGUCUCCACAUUCUGCUCUUCAUGGCCAGGUGGCACCAGGACAGUAUUUCUUGGCAGACGGCACGUCGAGUGAUCCGCGAGGGCAGUCACCAUUGCACAGGAACUAUCAAGCAGGCGUAAUUAUAAAUUCUGCUCGGGGAGAUAUGUCUCCAGAGGCGCGGUCCAACAUCGUCCGAGGACCUCCAAGGAAGCCUCGACAGAGCGGUCAUGCCAUCUGGAUAGGGAAUCUACCUCCACAGACCGAUUUAAUGAGCCUGGUACAUCACGUUUGCAAAGAAGCGAUAGGGCUGGAGUCACUCUUCCUUAUCUCGAAGAGUAAUUGUGCCUUUGCCAAUUUUAAAGAUGAGCAAAGCUGUGUUGCAGCUCAGCAAAAGCUUCACGAUUCGAAAUUCCAGUCAGUACGACUGGUUAGCCGGCUACGAAAGAGCACAGUCGAAGGAGCUGGUGGGCAGACGGCUCCUACGGGACCAGCAGCAACUUCUCCAAGCGGAAAAAAUACAUCUACUGGGACUAUAAAGAGCUUACAGGACAAUCUUCCAGAACCUACAACUUCGGUAACUGAUACGCAACCAGAGCAGAGAAACGCGCUUAAUAGUGACGCCAGUGCACAAAGAGACAAGUUUUUUAUACUUAAAAGUCUCACAGUGGAAGAUUUGGAACUGAGUGUUCGGACAGGCUUGUGGGCAACCCAAUCCCAUAAUGAAGAAAUAUUAAAUAAUGCUUUUAAAGGUUACAAACAGGCAGUUGAUAAUGUUUAUUUGGUGUUCUCUGCAAACAAGUCAGGGGAAUAUUUCGGUUAUGCCAGGAUGACCUCGCCCAUCAAUGAUGAUCCAGCGGCCGCUAUUGAGUUUGCGCCUAAGGCACAGACUACGAGCAAUCUAGAUCUUCCUAAAGCUAUCCCAACUGAAGCUACAGACACUUGCCCGAGAGGACGAAUCAUCGACGACUCGGCUCGAGGGACAAUAUUUUGGGAGAUAGAACGAGAAGAUGUGGACGCAAUCGUCGACGGGGAAGAUUCCGAAGACUCGGCUAGUGCGAGGAGUGGCCAAGAUGGCGAAGGGGGGCCUAGCAAGGCAUGGGGCAAGCCCUUCAAUCUUGAAUGGCUAUCGACUACGAGAUUACCGUUCUACCGAACACGCGGGCUACGAAAUCCCUGGAACUCUAACAGGGAGGUUAAAAUCGCAAGAGACGGCACGGAGCUAGAGCCGACAGUUGGUAGGAGGCUAAUUGGGUUGUUUAACCGUAUCCAGAGCCCUGCAUCUAUACCCAUGGGCGCACGACCGGGUAUGCCGAUGGUUGCAGGAUAUCCGCCGCCGACUAUGCCUCCCCCUUACCGAUGACGACAGCGAGUCCCAUUGCGAUGGGCGCGCGCCACGAAAUUCAAAAGAGGUGGCAAAAGGUCGAGCUAGUCUCGGCUAGCUAUGCUGAGCGUAGCAAACGAAGCGGGAAAAAAAGGAAGUGAUGCUGGUCUACACCCACAUCAUGUUGUUGUAUAUACAGGUCUCGACGAAAAAGUGGCACCUCAUGGCAUCGUACUAUAGAUAGCGCCCCACAGCAAGCCGACGAUUGCAGUGUUCUAGUGUAUGCUCUAUAGUAUUACGUAUAAUGAAGGAGAAACACGAUGGAAACGCCAUUUGCAUAAGCAUCGUC
Messenger RNA from Daldinia loculata, 2360 nucleotides. RefSeq lists its product as uncharacterized. The coding region runs from base 98 to 2050 and encodes 650 amino acids. The record is from RefSeq and is a predicted model, not a curated record. Gene Ontology annotation, biological process: regulation of alternative mRNA splicing, via spliceosome; mRNA splicing, via spliceosome. Gene Ontology annotation, molecular function: mRNA binding; N6-methyladenosine-containing RNA reader activity. The transcript has 4 exons. Gene Ontology annotation, cellular component: nucleoplasm. Lineage: Eukaryota; Fungi; Ascomycota; Sordariomycetes; Xylariales; Hypoxylaceae.